Drosophila melanogaster (fruit fly) is the source of this 1184-nucleotide messenger RNA. RefSeq names its product Rcd-1 related (gene Rcd-1r). Lineage: Eukaryota; Metazoa; Arthropoda; Insecta; Diptera; Drosophilidae. The transcript has a single exon. The coding region runs from base 147 to 1019 and encodes 290 amino acids. Gene Ontology annotation, cellular component: CCR4-NOT complex; P-body. The record is from RefSeq and is marked reviewed. Gene Ontology annotation, biological process: mRNA catabolic process.
CCUUUCUCGCUUGAAGCUUAUAUCGAUAACCACAAUAGACGCCAACUCGAAACCACGUUUCUCAAUCGUCCGUCGAAAUUCCGGAGCCAGAUCUUUCCAAGCUACUAGAUCUUUGCAAGCUAACGCGAAAAAAAACCAGCUUUGCGAUGAGUGCGGAACCAAGUCCGGUAAUGAGUCCCCAGCAGCAGGCCGAGCGGGAGAAGGUGUACCAGUUGAUCAUCGAGCUGGCCUAUCCUGCCACGCGGGAGACCGCUCUGCUGGAGCUGAGCAAGAACACCUAUGCGGACCUGGCCCCCAUGCUGUGGAAAAGCGUCGGUACCACCUGCACCCUGCUGCAGGAGAUCGUCAACAUAUACCCCAUAAUAACGACGCCCGUUUUGAAGGCCAACCAGUCGAACCGCGUGUGCUACGCCCUGACUUUGCUACAGUGCGUCGCCUCGCAUCCGGAGACUCGCCCGGCCUUCCUGCGGGACCAGAUACCGAUGUACUUGUACCCCUUCUUGUCGACCACGUUCAAGAGCAGGCCCUUCGAGCAGCUGCGCCUGACCACGCUGGGCGUGAUUAAUGCUCUGGCCGAGACCGGUGAUACGGAGGUCCUCAUCUUCCUGAUAUGGAGCGAGGUCGUGCCUCACUGUCUGACCAAUAUGGUCAGGGGAUCGAAGCUGACCAAGAUCGCGGCCACUUCAAUCCUUGAGAAGAUACUGCUCGAUGAGAUGGGUCUGACGUACAUUUGCGAGAACCACGAUCGCUUCUCGCAGGUGGCCAUCACCCUGGGCAAAAUGGUCAUCCAUAUGUUGAAGUUUCCAUGCCUCCGGGUGCUGAAGCAUGUGGUGCGCUGCUAUCUACUACUUACGGAAAAUGCGCGCGCUCGCAGUGCACUUAGAGUGUGUCUGCCGGAUCUGCUGCGUGACGGCACCUUCACGUCGCUCGUGCAACAUGACACGUGCACCAAGCAGUGGCUGCAGAUGCUGCUCAAGAACCUGCAGACAAACGCCGUCAACCCAAUGGGCUCCUCCUAGAGAAGCGCCCAACAACUUUCGUCACUCCACCGUCCAUUCAAGCGCCAUCGAUUAGUGAUACCCACUCCUAGUUAACUGCUCGACCGAAUAAACAUGGCCUACAUAAUCUACAAAUGAAAUUAUGAUAUUACUAAAAUUGACGGUACAAUAAAAAAUAUCAAAUAU